Molecule: messenger RNA, 3955 nt
Organism: Ailuropoda melanoleuca (giant panda)
Lineage: Eukaryota; Metazoa; Chordata; Mammalia; Carnivora; Ursidae
Gene: YAP1
Product: Yes1 associated transcriptional regulator
Exons: 8
Coding region: 251-1237 (328 amino acids)
Biological process (GO): hippo signaling; positive regulation of transcription by RNA polymerase II
Cellular component (GO): cytoplasm; nucleus
Molecular function (GO): protein binding; transcription coactivator activity
Source: RefSeq, a predicted model, not a curated record
AAUUUUAAAGAAAUUUUCGUUUUACUGUUCCCAAUAGGCCAGUACUGAUGCAGGCACUGCGGGCGCCCUGACUCCACAGCACGUUCGCGCUCAUUCCUCGCCAGCUUCCCUGCAGCUGGGAGCCGUAUCCCCAGGGAACCUGACGGCCACCGGAGUAGUCUCUGGCCCAGCAGCUGCGCCUACCGCCCAGCACCUUCGACAGUCUUCCUUCGAGAUCCCGGAUGACGUGCCUCUGCCCGCGGGCUGGGAGAUGGCCAAGACCUCUUCUGGUCAGAGGUACUUCUUAAAUCACAUCGACCAGACGACAACGUGGCAGGACCCCAGGAAGACCAUGCUCUCCCAGAUGAGUGUCACGGCGCCCACCAGCCCCCCAGUGCAGCAGAGUCUGAUGACCUCGGCCUCAGGUCCUCUUCCUGAUGGAUGGGAACAAGGCGUGACUCAGGAUGGAGAGAUAUACUAUAUAAACCAUAAGAACAAGACCACCUCUUGGCUAGACCCAAGGCUUGACCCUCGUUUUGGUAAAGCCAUGAACCAGAGAAUCAGCCAGAGCGCCCCGGUGAAGCAGCCCCCGCCCCUGGCCCCGCAGAGCCCUCCGGGGGGCGUCCUGGGCAGUGGCGGCUCCAGCCAGCAGCAGCAGAUGCGGCUCCAGCAGCUGCAGAUGGAGAAGGAGCGGCUGCGCCUGAAGCAGCAGGAGCUGCUCCGCCAGGCAAUGCGGAAUAUCAAUCCCAGCACAGCAAAUUCUCCAAAAUGUCAGGAAUUAGCUCUUCGUAGCCAGUUACCGACACUGGAGCAGGAUGCUGGGACUCCAAACCCUGUGCCGUCCCCUGGGAUGUCUCAGGAACUGAGAACAAUGACCACCAGUGGCUCGGAUCCCUUUCUGAACAGCGGCACCUACCACUCGCGGGACGAGAGCACGGACAGCGGGCUGAGCAUGAGCAGCUACAGCGUCCCUCGGACCCCGGACGACUUCUUGAACAGUGUCGACGAGAUGGACACAGGUGACACUAUCAACCAAAGCACCCUGCCCUCCCAGCAGAACCGUUUCCCAGACUACCUAGAAGCCAUUCCGGGGACAAACGUGGACCUUGGCACGCUGGAGGGAGACGGGAUGAACAUCGAAGGGGAGGAGUUGAUGCCGAGUCUGCAGGAGGCCCUGAGCUCUGACAUCCUCAAUGACAUGGAGUCCGUGCUGGCUGCCACCAAGCUCGAUAAAGAAAGCUUUCUUACAUGGCUGUAGAGCCCUCAGGUAGACUGAAUUCCAAAUCUGUGAAGGAUCUAAGGAGACAACCCACGUACGCUCGAAAUUUCCAAGUAAGCCAGUCGCAAUCUUCUGGCUUGAUACCGAAAAAGACGAGUAGACGUCUAGCAAGAUGCUUUCAUCCACGAUAUCUCUUUCUCUUGUCCGUUGCUGCUGUUUAUAUAUUGCUGACCUCUUUCAUAGUUGGCUCUAAAGAAUCAAAAAAACCCUUUUUUUGUUUCUUUUGCUAUUAUAACUACUGUUUGUUUGGGGGGCUGGGGGAAGUGAGCCUGUUUGGAUGAUGGAUGCCAUUCCUUUUGCCCGGUUAGAUGUUCACCGAUGGUUUUCACUGCAUUCUCAGACUCGGAAGUCACACGCUCCAUGUCACGGCAUUUACUCAGUUCACGCAGUUGUCAGCCAGUGGAAAACACGCCUAGCUGGUCUGCCAAGCCAAAAAUGUCGUGUCGAUGUCCAGUACUUCAUGCUGAUUUGGUGAUCUAGCUACGACCAAGGCUGAAGACUGUUUUACUCCCAGUGUUUCCCUCCUAGUGCCAUCAUUAGUCACAUAGUGACCUUGAUUUUAUUUUAGGGGCUUAUAAGGCAUGAGGCAGUUUCCAUAGAAGUAUAAUUAUUGCCACAUACUCUAGUAUAGGCUUUGGUGGGUUUUAUUGUGGGUUUGUUUUUGUUUUCUUUUUUUUGUUUUGAUUGGUUGGGUUGUGUUUUUUUGUUUUAGUUUUUUUUCCAGAACCUAGACAGAUUGCCAUAGUAGUGACUCUGUUUAUAGUUGUAGCUUGGGGUGGUUACUGUAGUUCCUUUGGUAAAAUCUACAUUUCCUGAUUUUUUACCAUUUUAUUUAAAUCUUGAUUAUCUGCUCUCUCUCUAUAUAUAUACCCACACACACACUUAUAAUGUUUAUAAUAGUGUGAUAGCAGAAUGUAUCUUUUUUUUAAGGUUUCCCUACUUCCCAAUUUAUUUUAAAAUGGUAGUUUUGAAUGUAUGCAUUUAGAACACGUGGCUCAUACUUUAUAUCUCACAGGUGGUUGAAAUCUGGUUGGGGCAGUCUGCAGACAGGAGACGUAGUUCAGUGUUGUAGAGAGGGCUGUUGUCCCGACAGUGUCUGGAGGAGGACUGUAUGCUCUCCGGCACACGAUAUUAUCUGAUGAAUUUGAAAGGAGCAAACAAGAUAAGGCCUGAUAUUCCCCUUGACACUCCUUUGGACUAAUUUUUAGCCUCGAUGGGAAAUCACUAAGUAGGUUCAUAACGUACAUGACAGAAGUAAGCUUUACGCGGUGGCUUACCUUCCUUUAGGUUUGGAAAUUUACCUUUGCCCUAGUUUUGGAAGUAAGUUCUAGUCCUUUAGUUCACAUUUGUAACAAAUACAUUAAAGACUACAUUGAAAUAUCGCCUACAAGCAUGUUCUUACUGAAGAGAGACUUGCUCCUACUUCUCUAUGCUGAGAAUUGACCCUGGACAGUGUAUAGGGUCCUGCCAAGAUCGUGAGACAGCUGGUAAAGUGAUCAGAUCAAUAAAUGUAUAUCGGUAGUUGAAUUUAGCAAAGAAAUAGAGAUAAUCAUGAUUAUACUUUUAUUUUUACAGGAAGAGAUGUUACUAGAGUAUGUGUCUUACAGGAAUAAUAAUAAUGGUUUCCAAAGAGUAUUUUUUAAAGGAACAAAAUGAGCAUAAAUCAACUGUGUCAGUCGAAGCUGUGAAGGUCAUGGUUGGCCUGUGAAGGUCACGGUUGGUCGUGAGUUAGAGCGGCGGCGGCUGCCACCUGUGCGGAGGGGUCUUUCAGUAGCUCUAGAGUAAGCCCUUACUCUCAAGGGCUGAAACUGCUGUGGGAAGCCUCAGCCUGGGGAGACAGAUUUCCGGUUUUGUUACAGAAUCUAAGACGAGUUCUGACCCUUCCGAUGAGGGGACUCAGAAGUUGGGAGCGACAGGUCUUACAUGAAGUGCUCAGUGCUCAGAAGAUGCGAUCACUGUGCUGUAUAUAAUGAUUCCUAGGUCGAGCGUGCGUAAUUACUGACUUGAAGGCUUUUUAGUAAGAAAACAGCAAAGCAGAUCUUGAAGUAAGUCUGAGGGGAAACAGCCACGUGCAGACUCGUUGGUCUUGUUGACGAGCAGUCGUGGAAUUCUCCCUGGAACGCCGAGCGUGCGGGUGACGGCGUGCCGUCUGCUGCUUGCGUGCUGCGGAGCAGGCUGCGAGGCUUAUGGUGUGCCGGUGGCCGCAGGCCUAGCGUGCAUCUUGAACACCAGCGGAGGACCUUCAGACCAGGGGUGGGGGUCCGGGACGCGGGAGGGGUCGUGGGGACUUAGUGGGACCGUGAUGGAGAACUUGAUAAGCUCCCCCCAAGACUUGUGCAUCCCGCUGUCACUAAAGGCAGCUCUUCCUAAAAGUUCAGCUACUCGAGUUCACCCAUGAGACAGGAAUAUAGAGUUCUUCAUGUCCCCCGGACUCCAGUUUGCCCAGUCACCCCGCAGUGUCAUAGCGGCACGGGGUACCCGACCGCGCCCUCUGUGCUCACCUGAAGGACACCGAGCAGUCCUUCCUCUUUCUGAAUUUGAAUCACAGCCUUGAUGUGGUCUGUCCUGUUCUUUGUCCUUGUUCCUGAUGUUAAAGUGUUUAACGGCUUCUCGGUUUUAUUGGGUAGCAUCGGGGUAAGAUUUUAACUGGGUAUUCUUGAAUUGCUUUUACAAUAAACCAAUUUUAUAAUCUUUAAA